GCAUCUUUUACUGCACAAUGUCGCGCACCACCCGCCUCGCAAGCGUCGAAUUCCGACCCCUCCUCCAGGCCCCGAUUCGAGUCCCGCUUCGUGCCCUACAGUCGUUGAAUCGCCCGCAAUGCCGUCCCUCGCUCCCGCACGCCACUUCUCCACAGUGCCUCGCACAACGACGCUUCCUCAACCUCUAUCUGACAGCCAAGGCAAAGACGGUUCUGGGCAUGCACAAAGUGCUCAACUUCGACAUCUACGACAUGCCAGAACUGAGCGCCUCGGAACACAGAGUCAAUGUCGUCAAGAGCGAGAAGGACUCUACAGUAAUUGCUGCCGACAUAUCGAUGCAAGAGCUUUACGACAACCAUGUCAAACCAGGGCACAUGCUGUACCUCACGAAUGAGCUGAGCAAGAAGACUGCGGAGAAUUUCCAGAAGCUCAAAGACGAGAACAUACCAAGUGUGGCCAGGGACUACGCACUUGUUGAGGCAAAAACACAACGGGUCAUCAUCAAAAACCCUCAAUCGGGUGCACAACUCGGUGAACUGAAACGCAUACACAUGACUCUCUCCAGCCCGACGUCGUAUUACAAACUCUGCCUCGACCGCGCCUACCAAUUUAUCGAGAGUGGAUCGCCCAUUGAGGUUCACAUCCGUGUGAAAGGCUCGUACAUUGGCAAAGACAGGUUCAAUCCAGGCCCUGCCGACGUGUGGCCGUGGAUGCACUCCCACUUUCCGCAUCUGCGUCCAGACAUCAUCCAUAAGGCUAUGCCGAGCGGCACGAUAUUUCUCGUCGAGCCAGUGUGUGAUGGGAAGCAGAUUGAGUUUGUCCUGUCGAAACGGGCGGGUGUGAUGCCCAAGAUGGACCUCACACAGAGGCUGUUCAAGGUGAAGAGCGCCGUCAUACAGGCGAUACAGGGGAACGCAAAUAUACAAGUGCCGCCUGAGGUGCGCGUGCAGGUGCAAGCUAUGCCGCGCGAUGACAGUGUGGGGCUUGCAGCCGCGGAUAGCGGUAGGCGGUGGGCUAAGAAGGAUGGUAUCGACACAAGGCAAGGGGAGCGUAGGGUUGUGAAGGAAUCUGUGUACAAGGACAAGAAGGCAGCUGGACGUGGAAAAGUAAAAAAAUAUGGGCGGAAGAGCGGAGAUGGAAACAGAGACCAAAGCAAGCAGUGGACCAUGGGCGACCGUGGCCAAGAAAGGAGUCCUCUCUGGUUGCGGAGGUCGGAUGCCGAGAGUCUGUGAACCAUUAGCAUUGAGAGGUCUUGUUCAAUGAGAUGCAGUUUGGCAUGUGUUGGUGCAGCCUGCUUUUGACAAGCGCGAACACAUGCUAUGCAUACAAGCCUGGCUAAGAUGCAGUGCAUGUGUGCAGCGCAUAUGUGCAGCCCAUGGUGAGCGGUUGACAAACGUUUCCAUGUUCGUCGUCAUGGG
This is a messenger RNA of Dothidotthia symphoricarpi CBS 119687, 1418 nucleotides long. RefSeq lists its product as uncharacterized. The transcript has a single exon. The record is from RefSeq and is a predicted model, not a curated record. The coding region runs from base 18 to 1232 and encodes 404 amino acids. Lineage: Eukaryota; Fungi; Ascomycota; Dothideomycetes; Pleosporales; Dothidotthiaceae.